This is a messenger RNA of Oncorhynchus nerka (sockeye salmon), 5273 nucleotides long. Its product is annotated as phospholipid-transporting ATPase IB-like. Gene Ontology annotation, biological process: neuron development; phospholipid translocation. The record is from RefSeq and is a predicted model, not a curated record. Lineage: Eukaryota; Metazoa; Chordata; Actinopteri; Salmoniformes; Salmonidae. Gene Ontology annotation, cellular component: plasma membrane. Gene Ontology annotation, molecular function: ATP hydrolysis activity; ATPase-coupled intramembrane lipid carrier activity; magnesium ion binding.
AACACAUGGCAUCUAUGCGCGCCCUCGUCGCUGCUGAGUCGACCCACCACCGUCCCUCGUCCUACUGGUCGGUUAUGAUUAAUCUCCCGAGCGAAUGCAGCCUUGUCCCGUGCUCGCAUUCCCCGCUGUGACAGUGAGCCACUAGCAUGCUGGUGCCCUGGACGCCAUCUUCCAGCCUGAUACAGAACCGCACAAGUUCAGGAUGUAUUUCAACCGGCGAUCGAAGAAGAUCCACAGCGAGGGCGGACCCUCUUGCUCAUCCGCCGGCUACCACAAGGCAGAUGAUGAGAUGUCUGGGACUACUUCUCAGGCGGAUCCCACAGAUGCCACGGCGCGGACGAUUCUGCUCAACCAACCUCAGAACACCAAGUUCUGUGAUAAUCAUGUCAGUACCACUAAGUACGGCGUGCUCACCUUCCUGCCUCGUUUCCUGUACGAGCAGAUCCGCCGGGCCGCCAAUGCCUUCUUCCUCUUCAUCGCCCUGAUGCAGCAAAUCCCUGAUGUGUCUCCUACGGGUCGCUACACCACUCUGGUACCACUCAUCUUCAUCCUCACUGUGGCCGGGAUUAAAGAGAUCAUAGAGGACUAUCAAAGACACAAGGCAGACAACACAGUCAACAAGAAAAAGACCACAGUUCUGAGGAAUGGAGCCUGGCAGACUAUCAUAUGGAAACAGGUGGCAGUAGGAGACAUAGUGAAGGUGACCAAUGGGCAGCAUCUUCCAGCUGACAUGGUCAUAGUGUCCUCCAGUGAGCCUCAGGCCAUGUGUUAUACUGAGACCUCCAACCUGGACGGAGAAACCAACCUGAAGAUCAGACAGGGUCUCCCUCUCACAGCUGGUCUCCAGUCUCUGGAGGAGCUGAUGGGUCUCUCUGGCCGUCUGGAGUGUGAAGAGCCCAACAGACACCUGUAUGACUUCACUGGGACUCUACGCCUGGACAACCAAAAUGCGGUUCCUCUGGGUCCUGACCAGGUGCUGCUGCGAGGUGCCCAGCUCAGGAACACACAAUGGGUUGUGGGUAUUAUAGUCUACACUGGACAUGACUCCAAACUGAUGCAGAACUCGACCAAGGCCCCUCUGAAGCGUUCUAAUGUGGAGCGGGUGACCAAUGUCCAGAUCCUGGUGCUGUUCUGCAUCCUUCUGGUGAUGGCGCUAGUGAGCUCUAUAGGAGCCUCCAUCUGGAACAAACAACACACUGAGGAGGCCUGCUGGUACCUGUCACGCGCCGGUGACAUCUCCACUAACUUUUGGUAUAACCUUCUGACGUUCAUCAUCCUCUACAACAACCUCAUCCCCAUCAGCCUGUUGGUCACUCUGGAGGUCGUCAAGUUCACACAGGCACUCUUCAUCAACUGGGAUGUGGAGAUGUACUACGCAGAGACAGACACACCCGCCAUGGCUCGAACGUCCAAUCUCAACGAAGAACUGGGCCAGGUGAAGUAUCUGUUUUCUGAUAAGACAGGAACUCUCACCUGUAACGUCAUGCACUUCAAGAAGUGUACCAUCGCUGGGAUCACAUACGGCCACUUCCCUGACCUGGAUGUUGAUCGUUCCAUGGAGGACUUCAGCCCCCUGCCGUCCAGCAGUGUUAACACAGAGUUUGAUGACCCCACUCUCAUCCAGAACAUUGAGAGGAACCAUCCGACCUCUGCUCAAAUCUGUGAGUUCCUGACGAUGAUGGCGGUGUGUCACACCGUGGUCCCAGAGAGAGAGGAGGACCAGCUUAUUUACCAGGCCUCCUCGCCAGAUGAAGGAGCUCUGGUGAAAGGAGCCAAAGGUCUGGGCUUUGUUUUCACAGCAAGGACUCCUGGCUCCGUUAUCAUGGAAGCUAGGGGGAAGGAGAAGAGCUUUGAGCUGCUGAAUGUGCUGGAGUUUUCAAGUAACCGUAAGCGCAUGUCUGUAGUGGUCCGAACCCCCGAUGGGAAACUGCGUCUGUACUGCAAGGGAGCAGAUAAUGUGAUCUUUGAGCGUCUCACUGAUUCGUCUCAGUACAAAGAGUUGACCAUGGCACAUCUGGAACAGUUCGCCACCGAGGGUCUGCGGACUCUGUGUUUUACCUAUGUUGAUCUGGAGGAGGGGGUAUACCAGGAGUGGCUGAAGGAGUACACCCGGAUUAGCACUAUCAUCAAAGACCGGGCCCAGAAACUAGAGGACUGCUAUGAACUGCUGGAGAAGGAUCUGUUGUUGUUGGGGGCCACAGCUAUAGAGGACCGUCUCCAGGCAGGGGUCCCUGAGACCAUUGCUACUCUGAUGAAGGCCGACAUCAAGAUCUGGGUCCUCACCGGAGACAAACAGGAGACCGCCAUCAACAUAGGCUACUCCUGUCGUCUGGUGACCCACGGCAUGUCCCUCCUCGUCGUCAACGAGGACUCAUUGGAUGCAACACGUGCCACCCUGACAGCUCACUGUAUGUCUCUGGGUGACUCUCUGGGGAAGGAGAAUGAGUUGGCUCUGAUCAUCGAUGGACAGACCCUGAAAUACGCCCUGUCCUUCGAGCUCCGCCAAGCCUUCCUAGACCUCGCCCUGUCCUGCAAGGCCGUCAUCUGCUGCAGGGUGUCUCCCCUCCAGAAGUCUGAGAUAGUGGACAUGGUGAAGAAGCAUGUAAAGGCCAUCACUCUGGCCAUAGGAGAUGGGGCCAAUGACGUGGGCAUGAUCCAGACUGCCCAUGUAGGAGUUGGCAUCAGUGGCAACGAGGGCAUGCAGGCAACCAACUCCUCGGACUACUCCAUCGCACAGUUUUCCUACCUAGAGAAGUUGUUGCUGGUCCAUGCGUGGAGUUAUAACCGUGUCACUAAGUGUAUCCUCUACUGUUUCUAUAAGAAUGUGGUUCUCUACAUCAUAGAGCUGUGGUUUGCCUUUGUGAACGGCUUCUCUGGACAGAUCCUGUUUGAACGCUGGUGUAUCGGCCUCUACAACGUGAUCUUCACAGCGCUGCCUCCCUUCACUCUGGGGAUCUUUGACCGGCCGUGCAGUCAGCAGAACAUGCUCCGCUUCCCCCAGCUAUACAGCAUCACCCAGAACGCUGAGGGGUUCAACACCAAGGUGUUUUGGGGUCACUGUAUAAAUGCUCUGAUCCAUUCCAUUAUUCUCUUCUGGUUUCCACUCAAAGUUCUAGAACAUGACAGUCCUUUCAACAACGGUCAUGGUACUGACUACCUGUUUGUGGGGAACAUGGUGUACACGUAUGUGGUAGUAACAGUGUGUUUGAAAGCUGGUAUGGAAACCACUGCCUGGACCAGGUUCUCCCACCUGGCGGUGUGGGGCAGUAUGAUUCUCUGGGUGCUCUUCUUUACGGUCUACUCAGCUUUCUGGCCGUCCAUCCCCAUCGCUCCUGACAUGCAAGGCCAGGCUGGCAGGGUGAUGCAGUGCUGGCACUUCUGGCUGGGGCUGGUCCUGGUGCCAGCAGCCUGUCUACUCAAAGACUUAGCCUGGAACGCGGGUCGUCGCACUGUGAAGAAGUCUCUUCUGGAAGAGGUCCAGGAGCUGGAGGCCAGGGCUGUUGACCCGGGGGCCGCCGUGCUCCGAGACGCCAGCGGACGCAGUCUGAACGAGCGUGCCCACCUGUUGACCCGGGUCUUUAGGAAAACACCGUCCAAUGUGGGGUGCAAAAACUCUGUGCAGCAGAGCAACGUGUCCCAUGGCUAUGCCUUCUCCCAGGAGGAACAUGGGGUGGUGUCUCAGUCCCAGGUGUGUCGAUCCUACGACACCACCCGCCAACGGCCCAGUGUCUAGCCCCCCCGCCCAAGGCCCACCUGGCUACGGGGCUCUUGGCAACGGUUGCCCAGGCAACAGAGGAGACAGACUGAUGCUAAGGGAUCACCCCUGCUGUGGCCUUAUUGGAACUUAUACUGACUUUUACCUGGGACCUUGACCCCUGGAGGCCGUUGCUCGGCGUGGAACACUGACUAAAGGGAAGGGACCAGACCCCCCGUCUGUACUGUCCAAACUGGUCUACGCUCUUGCUGACUCACAUACACACACACACACACCCAUAGAGCAGACACACAGGCACAAGUAAUCACAACCACACAAACAGACAUAAUAAAUCAACCACAGAGACUGUAAUGUGUAUCUAAUUAUAGCAUGGACUGGGUUUAGUUUACACAUCAGUGCGUCUUUGUCCGUGUGUAUGUCUGCACUUGUCUGUGCUACUGUAUGUAUCUGUGUGUGUGUUUUUGUGUGUGUGUGUGUGGCUAUACUCUCUCUCAUCUCGCUCUCCUGAGCCGGUGUUUAGCUCAUCCGUCAUCACCGUGACGAUGGGAGAUGGAGGAGGAGGGGCACUUUGAAAUAAAGACUGAACAUAUACUGGCCCAGGAGGAAUUCCUAUCUGAGGGCUGAAGAGAAGAGAGCCCCACUGCCAAAGAUCACAGAGAUGCCACUACUCUACAAGGACCCCUACCCAUACUGACCACUACUCUACAAGGACCCCUACCCAUACUGACCACUACUCUACAAGGACCCCUACCCAUACUGACCACUACUCUACAAGGACCCCUACCCAUACUGACCACUACUCUACAAGGACCCCUACCCAUACUGACCACUACUCUACAAGGACCCCUACCCAUACUGACCACUACUCUACAAGGACCCCUACCCAUACUGACCACUACUCUACAAGGACCCCUACCCAUACUGACCACUACUCUACAAGGACCCCUACCCAUACUGACCACUACUCUACAAGGACCCCUACCCAUACUGACCACUACUCUACAAGGACCCCUACCCAUACUGACCACUACUCUACAAGGAUCCCUACCCAUACUGACCACUACUCUACAAGGACCCCUACCCAUACUGACCACUACUCUACAAGGACCCCUACCCAUACUGACCACUACUCUACAAGGACCCCUACCCAUACUGACCACUACUCUACAAGGAUCCCUAACCAUACUGACCACUACUCUACAGGGAUCCCUACCCAUACUGACCACUACUCUACAAGGAUCCCUACCCAUACUGACCACUACUCUACAGGGAUCCCUACCCAUACUGACCACUACUCUACAAGGAUCCCCACUUCCCUCUCUGGCUCAGUGACCUCAUAUCUCUACCCUCUCUCAUCUGCGGGGCGUCUCCUCUACCUGCUUGGUUGAAUGUGUUUUCUGUUGUAUAGUGGCGCUCCUGUGAUUCCUGCGAAUCCUGGCUGUCUCCCCCAGGAGGUCAGGUCAGCAGCAGCCUAAUUUGUAGCGGUUUGUUGGGUUCUCAAUUCAUCUAUGGACUUCUUUUGUUGUUGAAUAAAUGGACUUGUCUUUCUCUUUUAAAA